ACGUUGAGGGGUCACUCCUCGUCAUGCCCUUUGACCCCCGCCAGCACGGUGCGCAUCUACCUCAGCUCCACCUGCUCAGACAUGACUGCGGAGAGGAAUGCUCUGUGGGAAAAAGCCUUUCCUGAGCUGCAGAGCUACUGCCAGACCCUGGGCCUUACCUUAGAGGUGGUGGACCUGCGCUGGGGUGUGUGUGACCGGGUGGCGGCGGAUCACAUGACGGUGGAGUUGAGUCUGGAGGAGAUCCGCAGGUGCCAGAGGGCCUCCAUAGGCCCCGCCUACAUCGCCUUACUGGGGAACCGCUACGGUCAUCGUCCAAUCCCGCGGCUGAUUCCCGAGCGAGAGUUCGAGCUGCUGGUGGGGAAGCUGUCGGAUCUCGACGACAUCAAGUUCCUCAACAAAUGGUUCUGGAGGGAUGACAACGCUGUCCCGCCCACCUACGUCCUGCAGCCAAUCAGCACGCACUUCCCCCACUACGAGGGGGCGGCGGCCGAGUGCGAGGAGCUGCGGCAGCAGGACGCCCUCUCCUGGCAGUACACGGAAGCGCGCCUCCUCAGGCUGCUCCGCAGCGCCGCCCUGCAGGCCGAGAAGGCAGGACAGCUGACCCCAGAACAGAGACACGCCUACUUCAAGUCUGUGACGGAGUGGGAGGCGGAGCAGGGCCUGCUGGCGGCCGGUGUGUGUGAGGGCUCUGGCGUGCUGUGUGUGCGCGAGUUCCCCAAGCUGCGCAGGAAGGAGCUGCAGAAGAUGGCGGCGUUCGCGGACCUCACGCUGGACGGGCUGCCGGACGGCGAGGCCCAGGAGCUGCUGGCGGCGCUGAAGGCCCGGCUCCGGCCCGCAUGCGGCCCGCGUCUGCACCAGCACAGCGUGGAGCCCAGCAGGAGCGGCGUGGAGCCCUCACGCAAGGAGCACGCUCAGUACCUGCAGCGCCUGCGGGAGCAGCUGAUCGCCCACGUCAAGGAGUCCGUCAGCGGGGGGGGGGCAGGCCGGGGGGGGCAGGGGGGGCAGGGGGGGCAAGGGGCGGGGCAAGGGGGCAGCUGGGGGUGGCUGCAGCAGGAGAUCUGCCACCACGCGCGUGUGUGUGAGCGCCAGUGUGUGGUGUUCCGGGGCCGGGAGAGCCUGGUGGAGAAGAUCCGUCUGAGCGUGACGGAGUCGGCCAAUCACAGGCGAGCGCCGCUGGUGGUGUGGGGGCCGGCGGGCGCGGGGAAGACGGCGCUGAUGUGUCAGCUGGCGCAGGAGGUCAGGGGUCAGCUGGGGUCAAAGGCCGUCGUGCUGCUGAGGCUGCUGGGAACCACAUCGCUGAGCUCCCACCUGGACACACUCAUCAGGAGCCUCUGCCUGCAGGUGUGCGGUGCGUUCGGGCUGCCGCUGCCCUCCUCCUCUGCGGCGCACACACUCCAGGAGCUCGUGCGCUUCCUGCACCUGACGCUGGACGAGGUGUCCGGCCGCGGGGAGACGCUGGUGCUGCUGCUGGACGCUCUGGAGCGCCUCUCGUCGCCCCCCCGGCUCCACUGGCUGCCCAAACUCCUCCCGCCUAACGUCCAUCUCCUGGUGUCCGUUAGCGACGCGUGUCCCGCGCUGGCCGUCUUGCGGGGGGCGAUAGAGGAUUCCGGACGCUUCUUCGAGGUGGCGGCGUUGCCAGGCGACGUGGGCGGGGCGUUGCUGGAGGCGCACCUGAGCGCGGAGGGGCGGAGCCUGCAGCCGGAGCAGGCGGAGGUGCUGCUCGGAAGCUUCCGGAAGACGGGCUGCCCGCUGCUCCUGCGGCUGAGCCUGCACGCGGCGCUGCGGUGGACGUCCUACACACACGCGGCCGAGCUGCGGGCGGGCGGCAGCGUGCCGGAGGCCGUGGACCUGAUCCUGGACCAGCUGGAGGCGCAGCACGGAACCAUGCUGGUCAGCAGAGCGCUGGGGUACCUCGCCGCCGCCAGAGAUGGUUUGUCGGAGGCCGAGCUGAGAGACGUCCUGUCGCUGGACGAUGAGGUGUUGGCGGAGGUGUACCAGCGCCGGCUGCCCCCCAACACCUCCCUGGUCCGCAUGCCCCCCCUGCUGUGGGCCCGCCUCAGACACGACCUGGCCCACCUCCUGCAGGAGAACCAGGCCGCCGGGGGCCACCUGCUCACCUACUUCCACAGGCUGCUGCGUGAGCGUGUGUGUGAGCGGUACCUGCGGGGGGAGAAGGGGACGCGGACACACACACUGCUGGCCGAAUACUUCCAGGGCGUGUGGGCCGAGGGCCGACCCAAACCCGUCCAGCUCCUGCAGACGCAGCUCAACGCAGACCGACAGGUGCCCUCUGAGCCUCUGUGGUUCGCCGAGGGCAUGGCCAACCUUCGGAAGCUGCGAGAGCUGCCCUAUCACUUGCUCCAUGCGGAUAAAUGGGAGGAGCUGUGUCAGUUGGUCAUCGGGAGCAUGGAGUGGCUGUGCUGUAAGGUUGUGACCUGCGGGGUUGCCGCGGUGAUGGAGGACCUGUCCCUGUGCACGACGCUCUACGAGUGUCCAGAGGUGCAGCUCAUCCUGGACGCCCUCGUCCUCCUCAAGCCCACGCUGGACUUCAUAGACACACACAUCGAGCCCUCAUUGCUGUACACUGAGAUCUUCGGGCGGCUCCAUGGUUUCUCGGAGACCUACCCUGCUCUGAUUGGACGGCUGUGUUCUCAGUGCCAGGAUUGGUUCUCCUCGUACGCUGAUCCCGUCCUUGUCCCCAAGAGCGCCUUCCUGCCCCCUCCUGGAGGGGCGCUGAAACACACCCUCACCGGCUUUAAGAAAGGUCCAGUGCUGGCGGUGAGGGUGGUGUGUGAGGACAGCAGCUGUGUGUCCUGUGGAGGCGACGGGGCUCUGAAGCGCUGGAGUCUCAUCACGGGAACACACACCUACUGCAUCCAGGACGCCUGUGUGAGGGCGUGGCACCUGGGCACAGGUGAGGCGUUGUACGAGGUGAGCCCCGGGCCGGCGGCCAUGUUGGGGACGCUGAGUGGGUGUGUGUGCGUGCUGUCAGACGGAGACCUGCUCACCUUCUACAAGGCCUCCACGGGACUGGAGAGAUGUGAGCUGGUGCUGGAUGAUGAUGAUGAUGAUGUGAGAUGUGAGCGGGUGCUGGUGCUGCUGCAUCUUCAGCCGUGUGGUUCGCUGCAGCGGCACUGCGAGCUAUCCCAUGAUGCCACAGUGCUGACGGCAGCGGCGUCCAGUCAGGCCGGGGUGGUGGUCAGCGGAGCGGAGGACCAGCUCAUCAGGGUGUGGUGUCUGUCUUCCGGAAAACUCCUGGACACAUUCCAUGGCGUGGGAUCCAGUGUGACGUCGCUAGCUGUCUUCGGGGAGACGGUCGUGUCAGCCUCGGCCUGCUCUGGUCAGCUGAAGGUGUGGCAGUUGAACUCUGACCCCAAGCACAAAGCCAAGAGCUCCGUUCCCGCUAACUGCUCCCUGGUGACGCUGUCCAAAGACGGACAGACGGCGUAUUUUGUGAAGCACGGCAACCGCAAAGAGGUCUUCUCAUGGGACUGUACAACAGGUGACAUCACAAGCACGUGUGCGGACGCCAUGGACACGUCUGCGGAGGUCCUGUGUCUGGAGCUGGCGCAGCAGAAGAAGCUGCUGUUCUGCGGCCUGAGGACCGGAACCGUCAUGAUCUACCCCUUGGACUUCCCCCUGGAGACCCUGUGCAUCCCCCCGCUGGAGGACAUGCCAAAGGUCCAGCGCAUGAGCAUCAGUCCUCACGAGGUGCGCAUGGCGGUGGCGUAUGACGACGCGGUGUGUGUGUUUGAGAUCACGGCGAGGGACAGCUUCCCGUGUGUGGACGGUCCGUUCGAGCGCUUCCCGCUGACGCUGCUGCCCUCGCCGCUGUCCUGCAUGGCGCUGCUGGCUGACUGCCGGCUGCUGUGCGGCACGGAGAGCGGCGCCGUGACGCUGCACGACUUCAAGAGCGCCUCGUCCGUCCCCCUGGAGCCCCACGCCGCCCGCAUCACCUGCAUCACACUCAGCCACCGCAGCGGCCGCGCCCUCCUGGCCUCCCACGACCCCGUCCAGCGCCUCUGGAGCCUCUCGCCCCUCAGGCUGGAGCACACCAUGGACCUCAGGGGGUUCCUGUUUGAAGGAGUGCUGUGUGCCGCCUUCUCUGUGAAUGACCAGUACGUGUUCACCGGAUCCCAGGACAAAACCAUUAAAGUGUGGGACGUAGCCAGUGGCCGGCUGCUCUACGUGCAGUACGUCUACUCCCCCAUCGUGCGGAUGCUGCCGCAGAAGGACGGACUGGUGGCCGUGUCACAGCUCGGCCAUUUCAUCAAGGAGGCGUUCCGCUGUCCCGGUGAGAUCCGGGCCAACUUCACCCCGCUGCGCAAGUUCCAGGCCCAGUUCAGACUCAUGUAUCGCCUGAAGAAACUGGAUCCAAAUGUCAAACUCCCUGGAGAGACCCCAGAGAACAACACAGAAAACGCUAAAGCGAAGUCGUCCAACACAUGCAUCCUUCUGUAGCACUGACUCAAA
Molecule: messenger RNA, 4473 nt
Organism: Sardina pilchardus (European sardine)
Lineage: Eukaryota; Metazoa; Chordata; Actinopteri; Clupeiformes; Clupeidae
Gene: nwd1
Product: NACHT and WD repeat domain containing 1
Exons: 27
Coding region: 82-4461 (1459 amino acids)
Molecular function (GO): protein binding
Source: RefSeq, a predicted model, not a curated record